Molecule: messenger RNA, 2157 nt
Organism: Drosophila ficusphila
Lineage: Eukaryota; Metazoa; Arthropoda; Insecta; Diptera; Drosophilidae
Product: ras association domain-containing protein 10
Exons: 4
Coding region: 506-2038 (510 amino acids)
Source: RefSeq, a predicted model, not a curated record
GAGGCUCAGUUUGGGCGAUGAGCUUGAAGCCGUCGGUAAGACACAGUCCGCGGCGGAAAGUUGUAACUUUCCGCAGUAGAACAGGUGUAUCGCGAGAAAGUUUAAACUGUAACAAGCGAGGCGCACUCGUAACACAUCUCAUUAACUCAUCCGCUUCACGGUGUUUACUUGGCAAGAGAUUGUUCUAGUUUGUCCUCUAGCACUCCCUAUUCCAUUAGUUCACGUCAUGCAACCACGGAUUCGCAAAAGUGGCUUAUUGCCGGACUUGAAACGUUGAUAACGGGCGCAACGGAAGAGAGCGACCAGCGCAGGCGCACCACAUUCUGAAUAAGAACUGUUAGCCAAUUGUCUGCUCCACUCGCCAACGGUUAAGCUGUAUAAAUUACACCGAGUGUUUUCAGCGCGUCUUAUACAACCUCUGGUUUAGCAUAUCUGUGGACUAGACUGGCCGGCGUUGGCUAACCCCUUUCUAUUGUGCUGUUUCCACAGAAAACCAGCGAACAUAAUGACCACUGAGCCAGCGGCUAGUGGCUUCGAGCCCAGUUGCUCGGCAGCGCCGGGAGACGACGACAAAGACUCACUCUCCUCCCUUUCGGACAACUUAUCAAUUUGGAUCGACGGCGAGGAGCACUGGAUAUCCGGCGUGGACGCCACCACCACUUGUACCGAUCUGAUCUGCGCUCUUAUAGGUUUUCAAACCGCCCAGCAAAUGGUGCUUCCCGAGCAGAGGGCACUCCCAGAACGUUUAGAGCCAGGUCCUAGCAAACAUCGCGCUCGGACUCCACAGGAAUUUGUUAUUGUGCAGAAGCAGCGGCACUAUGAGGAGUACUUGGACGGCAGUGCUAGACUGCUUGAUAUUAUAGCUAGCCGCCACGCCUUCCCGGAGGUGGAAUGCCAGCUCCAGCUUCGCCAUUUGGCCACCUCAGCCCGCAAACACACUCAGAAUACGGACAAGGACAGUGGAAUGGGCAGUCCAGUGGACAGCUCACGAAGCAUGCGCUUCCGGCGGAGGGGCAGGCACAAGGCGACUUCCUGCACUAAUAAUAUGCACAACCCCAGCACCAAGCAGCCAAAGAGGAGCCGGAAGAUGCCUCAGAGAAACAGUCACAUCCCGAACGAGAAUCUGCUGACCAUUAUCCUAGCCCAGGACGAGACCAUACUUCUGCAGAUGUCCAUGUUACACGAGAAAGAUCGUCAAAUUCUGAAAAUUGAGGAGGAGAAACACAGGGUGCGGGAGCGCGAGCUUGGCAAGAACUAUCUGCUCGAGACGUAUCUAAAGGACUUGGACGAGCUCCAGGAUAAUAGCCAUGCCACGAAAAGCUUUCAAAACGUAAUGGUGAGAUUACACCAGGAUAGUAACGAAGGAACUUGUUCAGAUAAGGACUGCCGAUAUUCAGACGACGGGGACACCGUCAAGGACGAAAUUCGUUUAUUUUGGCUGGAAAAAAUCCACGAGGUCAACAAGCAGCUACAGCGGGAAGAGGAACACUUGCUAAGCCUCCACGCGAAGGUGCGAAGACACCAGGUGAAGCGGGCGUACCAAACAAAAAGCGAGGUACUAUUGCAAAUCAAUAGACUAGAUGCCGAGUUGGCUGCUCAGGUGGCGGAUAUCCACCGAGUGGAACGAAAACUUUUCACGGCCAAUGAGCAGCUGAAAGCCAAACUGGGUGUGCUUGAAUGCUUGGGUCGCGAAUUCGAGACAAAAGUGUCCGGAGGCGAUUCCAAAGCGGAUACUAAAGUCGAAAGCGCAUCCGCCGCGCCCCUCCUAGAAGAUCUUCCUGGGAAACGGGCGCCAGUUUUGGAGAAAGGAAGUAUUAAAUGCCACACCAGCCCUGUUGACAGCCAAAAAAAGCUUAGGGACAGAAACCUGAAAGAGUGGCAAGUUCUUGACAAGGGAUUUUCAAAGCAAAUGUUCAUUGCUAGCAGAUCGGCAGAUACUGUAACUCCCACUUGCGUCCUUAAAAGAGACUUUGGUUCUACAAAUGCAUACGUUCACGGUUCGGAAACAGACAUUCAACAUCUAGGCACCCUUGUGUAGGUUCUGUGCGAGCAACCUGCAGUGCAUUUUUCAAGUAUCUCGUUAAACGUAUUUUGAGCAUUAUUACCAAAUUUGUAUCAACCAACCAAAUAGAGAUUUGAUUUUUUGUUUAAGUUUAA